This is a messenger RNA of Caenorhabditis briggsae, 2586 nucleotides long. The record is from RefSeq and is a predicted model, not a curated record. NCBI's taxonomy places the organism in Eukaryota, Metazoa, Nematoda, Chromadorea, Rhabditida, Rhabditidae. The coding region runs from base 1 to 2586 and encodes 861 amino acids. The transcript has 6 exons.
AUGUCGUCGGAGUGUGGAGAAUCGAAUUACGCAGAGUCCUACGUGUCAGACUGGGAUGAGAUUGAAUUCGUUUGCGAUGAAACCAUCUUCGAGAAGCCCCGUGGAGAACGUCGUUGGCUCGGAAAAGAGCAUCAUCGAGGAAAGGAACGCCUUCAUAAAUCAGUGAAGGAUAGGACCUUUAUUGAGAAGACUAUCGAAUCGACAUCACAAUUGAAUAAGAAAACUACUGAUAGAAUUCUGAACAGCACAGCUGACAAUCUGAAGUUCAAUGUAGUGUAUUCAAUGGAUAAGAAGAAUCGUUGGAAUGAUUCUACCACAAUUACUCUUCUGGGAGGAGUCGCUGAAAAUCUGAAUGCUGAAGUCGUGGAGAAGAAUGCGUUAGAACAGUAUGGAUUUAUGUAUCCCAGCAAGUCUACAUUCGCGGUUCACUCUAGAAAACUCACGGAAACAGAUGCACCAGGAGAAUUUCAAAUCAGAAGUGCAAAGUCUUUAUCCAGAAAAGGACAAGACUAUUCUAAUUUCCUACCGAAAAGCCGUGAGUUCAGUAAGAAGGCAAAUGCUAAAAUGUUCCGGGACGAAAAGGAGAAUGAAGAAGAACAACAACCUACAAUAACCUACAACAUCUACAAAACUCAUCAAAGUUUAGAAGUUGUUGGAAGUGAGUUGUUCAAGGCGAAGGUUGUUUCGAAGUCAGGACGUCAUCGUUUGAAUAAGAAAUUUGAUAUUGAAAUUUACGAUGAUGAAGAUUAUUCCGAAGAAGAAGAGGAUUUGGACAACUUUCCUUCCUACCGUCAAGCCAAUAAUGUCUUGAAUCUAACCGAUUUCAUGGUACACAACAAAAGUAAGCAGCUUCCUCGUGUCAAAAGAAAUAACAGCGAAGCAUCAUACGAGAUCGUUGAUCAUCCUGAAAACGAAUAUUGCCAACAAUUCAACAUUCAACAGUACUUGAACCAAGAAGGAUACACUUUCAUGGAGUCUGUAAUUACAUUCAGCAAUCAAAAUGCUCUCUUUGAAGAUCAAAUCAACCAACUUCGAGAUGAGAAAGAUCUAAAAAUCAAGGAUCUUCGACCGAAGCAAUACUUGAUUGACGUUUCCAAGAGGUGCCAAAUGGAAGGAGCGAAGAAAGAUGGAGAGACGACUACUGUAAUGGUUUUCACUCACCUGAAACAGAAUACUUACAAUGUUCUUCUCAACUCCACCCUCGUCAGCCACCCAGAAAACAGAAGUUCAGAACAUUUGAAGAAGUUGAUUUCCAGCACAGCAACUAUUCUAGAUGCGAUUACUCGAGUUUGUGGAGAACUCUUCCAGAGUCGAAGCAUUGCUGAUAAAAUCCGAACAUCUGGAAAGUACUAUGAGGAGAAGAACAUCAACAAACUUCUGAAUGACACCUUCACGUGGGAUAUGGAAAUGAAGAAAAUGCAGAAUAUCAAUUGGCCAAAUCAACAUUACCAUGCAACAUGGGCUAACACUCAACAAUUGAGUCAAGUUGGUGGAAGACUGGAAUGGGAUGAUUUGUGCGAAAUGGUGAAAAAGGAAAAUCGAGUGAAAACUUGUUACACAUUCGAAGAGAAUUGCGGCGAAUGUAGUCGGAAGAUGAUGUCCCAUCAGCUGUUUCUAGUGGAGAAUGAGUCUAAGGUUAAAUGCACGGAUUGCUUGAGAGCAGAGUUCUAUAGAGAGUUCAUGGCUCAACGUCUUCCAAUUGAUCUUCAUACUGAUACUGCAGAGGAACUGGAAUAUCUUCCAACAUUCAUCCCGCUUCAAAUUCUGAAUCUUUACGUUCGAGAUACAGGGAAAUAUCAACAUCAAAAUCGUUCGUGUCCAUGUGGAUACUCUUGGUGCAAGGAUUGCAAAAACAUUCCUCAUUGGCCAAUGAACUGCGUGGAUUAUGCUGAAUGGGAGAAGAAGUGGCUCUUGAGAUAUUCCAUGAUGCACGCCCAAGGGUCUGGAACCGAAUCACUUCUUCAAAUCACCUGCUGUUGCGGAAAAGCCAUCUAUAACGUACUUCUUCCUGCUGGCCAGUUCAUCACUUGCCCGAGUUGUAAAACCACAGUAAACACUGAAACCAUGAAUGCCGUUCACAAGCAAUCUUACUGGCCAUUCAGCGCAAGAUAUCGUGAAAGAUAUAGGCGUAAUUGGCAGUAUAAUGAGAACACCGACUCUCACAAAUACGAACCAUUGGCCAAAAUUCAUACUGAAAUCGCAAAAGUUCCUGCCAUCAAAACUUCGGUUAUGGAAAUUUGUGGAGCAGCAAGAGAUGUUCGAUUCAAUCUGAAAUUCCGAAACCAUGUUCUCAGCCGUGAGCAGUUUUUGAUUAGAAAGAAUAUUCUCGACGCUGAAGUUGUGGAAAACCUAUUUGGAACAUCUGCCUAUCUAGCUGAAACUGUUACUGCAUGGAUGCAUAUGAGCAAUCAAAACGAUCGAGCUGUGAGGAUUGGACUGGAAUUGAUUAUGGAACAUCGGAAAGUUCUCGCUGCGUUAUUGGAUGGAGAGGAUAAGGACGCAAUUCUGCAAUGCAUCGUCACACUGAAAAAAGAAAUUGAUUCCGUUGUUCUGAUGGUUGAGAAGAAGAUCAGAGAAGCUUCCUAA